Messenger RNA from Neolamprologus brichardi, 1308 nucleotides. Lineage: Eukaryota; Metazoa; Chordata; Actinopteri; Cichliformes; Cichlidae. The record is from RefSeq and is a predicted model, not a curated record.
AUGGAUGUCCAGCCUACAAAUCUGCUGCAGCUGUGUGAUGUGUUCGAGAAGAUGUGGUCGUACAUGCGGAGUGCAGACCCAUCGGUCUUCGUCAAGAGCACUAGUGAAGGCGUGAUACGGGUCAGAAAGUCAAAAGGGAAAUACGCCUACCUGCUGGAGUCCUCCAUGAAUGAGUACAUCGAGCAGAGGAAGCCCUGUGACACCAUGAAAGUAGGAGGCAACCUGGACUCUAAAGGCUAUGGAGUGGCCACGCCUAAAGGAUCCCCCCUCAGAAACCCUGUUAACUUGGCAGUGUUAAAACUGAACGAGCAGGGCCUGUUGGACAAAUUGAAAAACAGAUGGUGGUAUGACAAGGGAGAGUGCGGCACCGGGGGAGGGGACUCCAAGGACAAAACUAGCGCGCUCAGUCUGAGCAAUGUAGCUGGAGUUUUCUACAUCCUGAUUGGUGGGCUGGGCCUGGCCAUGCUGGUGGCUCUGGUCGAGUUCUGCUACAAGUCUCGGAUUGAGUCAAGAAGGAUGAAGGAGCUUAUUGAUGCCGCCAUGAUGAGCACCAGCCUUGGCGGGAUAGCGGUGGCAGGAGGAGGAGCGGUUGCUGGUGGGUUAGGAGUUGGACCAUCAGGACUUGGAGGGGAGAAUGGCCGCGUGGUGGCCCACGAUUUCCCAAAAGCCGGAGCUCAGGGUUUACCCUGCAUGAGCAAAGCAGCCGGCCUGGGACUCUCCUCCACAGGCAUGUGAUCCUAGCCAAGACUCGUUAUUGGACAAGACGCUUCUAUCCAUCUACCUGUUUGUCAGUCUGUUGGUGAGGAGAGAAAUAGAAAGUACAAAGUAAAGAGAAAAAGGGAAGCAUAAAAGAAGAAUAAGGAUAAAAUGUCGGGUGGUGAGGGAAGUGAAAAAGGGGAGGAAGAACUAUAAAAAUGGAUGAAUGGGAAAAGUGUUGAAUUCAGAAGAGAAAAGAAAAAGAUUAAGAGGAAUUUGGCAGGAAGAAGGAGAAGUGUUCAUGUUCACCGUGAAUGACUGAAUACUGCAGAACUCUGAACAGAGAGCACCUGAACAAAACACCUGAGAGAAAUCAAGACAAGCAGCGGGGCUUAACAAACUAACUAAAUGAACUGGAAUUACUUUUUCUAUGAGCACUGUCUUAAACUGAAGCAGCAGAGGGGGUUGACCAGUGUUUUGGUUGGGGGGGAUAACUUUUUUAAACCUCUUCUUGACCUUCACUCCAGUCCCCUCCUCUUCCUUUGUGCUUCGUCACAUUCACACAGAACACCAUGUCCAGAUCAGAGAGGGCUCAGGAGUUUGAGCAUGAAG